AUGAUCUCGGGAUUGGGGCCGCUUAAAAAGCGAUUUGACUUUGACGAAGAAAAGGAUGUUUUGGGCACGGGGAACUUCGGCACUGUCUACAGAGCCUUUGACUACAACACAAAGAAGAUGGUGGCACUGAAAAUUAUGGAAAAAGGGAAGAGGCUGGAGACGAAUUGCAAAAGCAAGUUGUUUGGCUAUUUUCUUUGGAUUUUAGGUGAAUGCAAGCAGAAUUUGGAUAGUUUGGGCGUUUUUUAGCAGUCGUAAGCUGUGCCAUAAGUUUUUCGAGCUAUUUUCUAUUGAUUGAGACGUUUUUUCUUUGAUUUUUCGAGAGCGUUUGCAAAAAUUGUAUUGUUUUAGGUAACGGAUUUUGUAAUUUUUCUUUUGAAGUGGUAUUUCACAAGAUUUGUGAACCAAUCACAGAAAUCCUAUCUUUAGAUUAUUUAUCUUGUCUUUAUUUAUGUCUUUACAACACCUUCUUCUGUUUCAGACGAGCACAAGCUUCUCCAACAGCUUCACCAUCCCUUUAUUAUACGGUUGAAUUGCGUCAUAGAUGAGGCAAAAUAUAUGGUUAUGGUGCUUGAACUGGCAUGGGGAGGAAGUUUAGGGUCAGAGCUGAAGGAGAGAUCAGCUUUGCACAAAAAAUUUAAGAAGAAAACAAAAGGGGAAAUAAAUGGAGAGAUGGAGAAGGUUUACAUGGAUUUUGAUCGGUUGUCCAUGAUUUUUAUGCAGGUACUUAUGUUCGAUUCAAGUCUGUACUUAUUGCUACCUGAUUAGCCUGAAGUUUUUUUGUUUUAUUUUGGGCUUGAAUAUUAUAAAACAGCUGAUGUUACACUUGAUAUAACUUUCUGAAAACUAAUUUAUUGUCAUGUAAUAUUCGGUUUAUAGUUUGUUAAUUAUCUACAUUUUCAAUUCUAGAUAGUCUCGGCUGUUUCCUACAUCCAUUCAAAAAGAUUUAUCCAUCGCGACAUCAAGCCCCAAAACAUUCUUUUUAUGGACCGGGAUCAACGAUUUGUCAAGUUGGGAGAUUUUGGGACGUGCUGUCGACAAGAGGACUCCAAAGCCAAGAAAUUGUUGAUAGGAACGCCAGCCUACAUGGCUCCGGAUGGGUUCUGUGGUAAGUUAUUUACAUUAUACUUGAAUUUUUGAUGUUUAGAUGGAAAAAUGAAGUUAGAGGCGCAAUUUAAUAGAUAGAAUUGGUAAAAUACGCUGUCAUUAGUGUCGGCGGUAUAUUGUUUGUCCGAUUCUCGCAAAAAUAGUUCACGUUUUUUGGGUUUUUUCUUAUUAAUAGGGAGAGGAUCUAAAAUAAGGUAAUUCUUGAUGGUUUCAGGCGAAAUUACGACGGCAUUCGAUUGCUGGUCUCUUGGUAUUGUCCUCUACGAGAUGAUUGAGCUUCGGACCCCAUUUGAAGGCGUCACCCACACAGAUUAUUGGAGAGUCGACAACUUAAAUGUGAGUGAAAUUGGGUUCAAAAAUAAUUUUAGAAUUAAGAACAUGUGCAGGUAAAAUACGAUCCAUGUAUCCUAAGUUUAUUUUCAUUGAGGCUGCUUAAAAUAGGUGAAAAGUGGCAAAAAUUUUUAUAUUAUAAUAGGUCUAAAAUUUAAUUUUUAAAAUUUCAGAUCGAAUAUCGGCACUAUCGCGAAGACACCCCCGAACUAUUGAAACAGCUUGUAUCCAGGCUAGUCUGUGAAGUUGAAAACCGAUUAUUUAGUCAUCGUAAGUCAGAAUUUUAUAUUAUACUUGAUGUUAUCCUUAAAUUUAUUGACUUUAAUUGUAAUACUCAGUUAUUUAAAACUAGUAUAUGCUCAUAAUUUCGUUUUAGACAUCCCUCAGCACCCAUUCAUGCAACGUUUUGCAAAGGAACUCCAGCUUUUGACAAUUUGA
Molecule: messenger RNA, 1872 nt
Organism: Bursaphelenchus xylophilus (pine wood nematode)
Lineage: Eukaryota; Metazoa; Nematoda; Chromadorea; Rhabditida; Aphelenchoididae
Source: the annotation of a GenBank genome assembly